UGUAAAAUCAAAUUAAUUUAUUUUUCUUUAAAUUUUCAAAAAUUAAAUUUUAGAGAUUGAUUAAAUAUUUAGAAAUGUCUUGUUGCCCAGCACCCAACAUAACCGACGAGGUGAAAGAAUAUUACGGUAAAACCUUGCAGUCAACAAAUGACUUGCAAACCUCUAUGUGCACGACCCCACCACAAGCGGUCGCCAAACACGUUCGAGAAGCGUUGAAACUCGUGCAUAAUGAUGUCACAAGUAAAUAUUAUGGAUUGCUUGACCUCGGCAGCGGAAGUGGUCGUGAUUGUUAUGCACUCGCUAAACUGGUUGGGGAAGAUGGUUUUGUUACCGGUGUUGAUAUGACGGAUGAACAACUUGCUGUAGCGAACAAGUACAUCGAUUAUCAUCAACAAAGCUUCGGAUAUUCAAAGCCGAACACCAAGUUUGUGAAAGGUUUCAUUGAGAAGUUAGGGGAGGCCGGGAUUGAAGACACUUCGAUGGAUAUAGUUAUAUCAAACUGCGUGAUCAACUUGGUUAAAGACAAGGAAGCAGUGUUAAAGGAAGCUUAUCGUGUGUUGAAGUACGGUGGGGAGCUCUACUUCAGUGAUGUUUAUGCUGAUUGUGUUUUGUCUGAGGAAAUAAGGAACCACAAAGUUUUGUGGGGUGAAUGCGUGAGUGGUGCGUUGUAUUGGAAGGAAUUGUAUGAGAUUGCGGAGUCCGUUGGAUUUGAAACACCUCGUGUGGUUUCUGCGAAUGUGGUUGAAGUCACCAAGCCGGAGUUGAAGAAGGUGACAGGUGACGCAAGGUUUGCAUCUGUGUUGUAUCGGUUGUUUAAACUAAAACUGGAAAAGCAGGAAUCUACGCAAGUUGUAUACAAUGGUGGCAUCACUGGUUACGAGGAAAACUUUAAACUCGAUCGCGAAUACUUCUUCACCCGCGACACCCCAACCAAUGUUGACCCCGUGACCUCACAAAUAUUAAAACAAUCCCGAUUCAACGAAGAAUUCUCGAUGAAGAAAGCCCCUUGUUGUGUCACUACUAACAUGGUUACACAGAUUGAUCCGUUCUUGAUUCUCAACGAAACAACUUCGAGGUCAUGUGGCGCCACCAAGUGUUGUUAGAUACCAUAGACAUCAUAUAUUUAAUUUAUCGCUGCUUUAAUAACUGCUUUUAAUAAACACGCGCAAUAUUA
Messenger RNA from Ciona intestinalis (vase tunicate), 1174 nucleotides. The record is from RefSeq and is a predicted model, not a curated record. Lineage: Eukaryota; Metazoa; Chordata; Ascidiacea; Phlebobranchia; Cionidae.